AUGCAACAAAGAGUGGCCAUCGUCACCGGCGGCGCGGAUGGCUUCGGCGCCGCCAUCGCAGAUCGAUUCAGCAACGAGGGCUGUCGCGUAAUAAUGCUUGACUUGAAUAAGCAGAAAGGGGAAGAAAAAGCUGCCAGUGACCCGAAUUUGCACUUUCUACUUGGAGACGUGAUUCGACAAGAAACCUGGGACCAGGCGCUGGCCGUUGCCAGAGAGAGGUUUGGCCGCCUGGAUGUCGUGGUCAACAAUGCAGGGAUUACUGGAAGCCAGAGUCUUGUCCACACGAAGGACAUGCUGGAGUACGAGCGGACAUUCGACGUCAAUGUCAGACCUAUAUUCUGCAGCGCGCAAGCUAUCGUGCCGUUUAUGAUGGAACAGGGGCAUGGUGUCUUUGUGAACAUUACAAGGUAG
Aspergillus puulaauensis is the source of this 411-nucleotide messenger RNA. Its product is annotated as putative secondary metabolism biosynthetic enzyme. NCBI's taxonomy places the organism in Eukaryota, Fungi, Ascomycota, Eurotiomycetes, Eurotiales, Aspergillaceae. The record is from RefSeq and is a predicted model, not a curated record. Bases 1 to 411 code for a protein of 136 amino acids. The transcript has 3 exons.